Molecule: messenger RNA, 6741 nt
Organism: Dermacentor albipictus
Lineage: Eukaryota; Metazoa; Arthropoda; Arachnida; Ixodida; Ixodidae
Product: sulfotransferase 1C2-like
Biological process (GO): sulfation
Cellular component (GO): cytoplasm
Molecular function (GO): sulfotransferase activity
Source: RefSeq, a predicted model, not a curated record
UCGGCGUCGUCUCUGUCAGGGACCGCGCCGCGAGACAAUGGCUGGCAGCGCGCGACGGUUUGCCGCUGCGCGCGUUGCGCGUCGCCUCCGUCGCCGAACGCCGUCCGGACGCAGCCGAGUGCGGCGGCGGACUCGAGCGCGCGCGCGCACACACGCGCGCCAGCUUGCUUGUGCGAGUGGAUGCAGCAGCUACGUGCCGCCGGCAGCGGUUGCCUCUCCGGGAGAGUCGGGUCUUCCUGCUGCGCAGCGCGGAUCGCCACACGGGGCAGCCCAGCAGGGGUGGGGCGUCCUCCGAGGUGAACUCGGUGCUAACCUCCUAAAGAAAACCAUUUCACGCCGCCCGUCAACGUCGACGUAUAGCGCGAGGGGGUCAGCUGACCGUUGCGUGGAGGAGCUGUUGUGGCGCUGCUGCGGCCUUGAACUCCCCCCCCGUGUGCCCCCAGGUGUGCAUAGAUCCCGAACGCUGCCUACACCUGUCCGAGUCCUCGGGAGCCGUAGCAGCAGAAGCAAGCAGCGGGCGCCGAGCGCGCCCCCGUGGCCCGCACGUGACAAUGCCGCACUCGGAGCGGCGGUCGCAGUCCCUGACGCCCCAGAUGACGGCGUGCGCCGCGGCCCGCAAGGCCGGGGCUUCGGCCGUGGGCGGCGAAGGAGACCUCGGCCACAGGAUCGGCGCCGCCCCGGGCGCCGGCGGCGACUCGGCGAUGGGCGACGACGAGACCUUCUGGGUGCGGGGGCUCAAGCUGCCGCGCGAGUUCUCGCGCGCCCUGGUCGAGUCCGCGAUGGAAUACGAGCCGCGCGACGACGACGUCUUCGUCGUCUCGUACUCCAAGUGCGGGGCCGCCUUCGUCCAGCACAUCGUGCACCUCAUCUUCAACAAGGGCCACCCGUCCGGCGACUACGUCCAGUGGUCCAAGGCGACGCCGCACCUGGAACUGGUGGGCGCCGAGGCGGUGCGCCGCAUGCCGCGCCCCAACGCCAUCAAGUCGCACCUGCCCGUCCAGCUGAUGCCCUGGUCGGAGCGGGCCAAGUACAUCUACGUGGCGCGGAAUCCCAAGGACUGCUUCGUCUCCAUCUUCCUCAACCGGCAGCUCUUCCUCAAGCAGAAGUCCAUGGACGCCGCGUUCCAGGAGUUCGUGAGCGGCGACAUGAUCUGGGGCGACUACUUCGACCACGUGUGCGGCUGGUACGCGCGGCGGGACGAGCCCAACGUGAUGUUCCUGCUCUACGAGGACAUCAAGCGGUCGCCGCACGAGGUGACCGAGAGGCUGGCCCAGUUCCUGGGCGACGAGUGGCUCGAGUCCGUGGCGCUGGACGAGAGCGCGCUCGACAUGAUCGUGCACCACAGCUCGUACGACUUCAUGAAGGAGCACGCCACGCGCACCGUGCACCGCUUCGAGAAGGCCAAGGGCGAGGACGACAAGAAGAACGAGGAGGAGGAGGAGGACGACGUCGACGACGUGGUGGUGCAGGCGCCCGCGCUGCGCACGCGGACGUUCGCGCGUCGCGGAACCGUGGGCGACUGGCGCUCGACGCUCAACGCGGCCCAGGAGCGCCAGCUGGAGCGGCUCCUCCGGGAGCGCUCCAAGGACUCGGGCCUCUGGAAGCUCUGGCUGGACCUGGACGAAGAGGACGACAGCGACUUCUGAGUCGCCGGAAGAAAGGCGCGCCGCGACUUCCGCUCUUGGCACGUCCUGUAUAGACUAAAACGAAAGCGUACCUCCGACCUAUGCAGCAAAUCCGCGCAGCUUCCGGAGCUGUCGAAGGCGUCGGCCUCGUUUUCAGGUGCCGAAUCCGCACGUAUAGCUUUUCAUUCGUAAGGGCUGUUUGCUAUAUUGGCCGGCUUUCUUUGAUAACGUGUCCGACAUCUUGACAGGCCCACAGUUGCCCUUGCAAACAGUUUUGUCGUAAGAAGUUUCCUUUGUGAAUACGGGCCCUGGCGCUUGAACAGAGCGCGCGUCCUUACCCUUCUUUUUUUCUUUUUCUUCUGAUAGAGAUGUUACACACGUAGGAUUUUGGGGGCCUUGCCACAUCGUGCGCACGUGAAAUCGGACACAGGUGUAGCACUCGGACACAGGUGUAGCACUACAUACAGCUUCGCGCGCCUGGCCCUGCAUUUGCUCGGAGAAGAGUCUGCUUGAUUGUCCACACGAGCAGGGCCGCUUUUAUGACGCUCUUUUGCGGCAGAAAUUCGCUUCCGAAAGGUAAAACCGCGAGCGAUUGCCAGUCGAUGUUGAUAACGACGCGGAAGCCUUCAUACAAGGGCGGCCGCUUUCACACGGCACCAUGGACGUCAGUAUCACUCGAACCUGCAUGCAUGCAUCCAGCGGUCGGCAACGUAUUCUGAAUGACUCGCCUAUACGACAGUUGCAAACAGAAAGUUAGGCGACCGGGGUAUAUACAUACGACGCAUGCGGGACGUCUCUACUGCAUUGCGUUUCUGCUGUGCAGUGAAUUUUGCGUUCUCCGGGUUCUCGAAACAUCGAACUCGUUCCGAUUAUUCUGUGCAGUGGGUACGCCUCCUACAAGUUCGUAUGCAGGCAGAUACAUUUGUAUAGUCGUCCUCAUAAUCGCGAACGAGUUGUUCUUAUAGGCAUGUAUAAGAAAACUGGACAGCAGUGUACAGUCUUGAAGUUCUAUGUGUCUCGCUUCGUAAUAGUCGAAUAGGACAUCGCUGUCGAGUUGAGAAUCUUUGUCAUCGUUAGUGUAUGAGAGAGAGAGCUUUAGCAUCCGCUAAGACUCUGAAGCCGAAGCGUGUAUUGUAUGUUAUAUGGUGUAGCUUCACGCUCUGUGCGAGCAUACGCGUGCUCGUUGUCGCCAAAAAAUAUAAUAAUAACACUGGCAAAAAGACUCAAGUACGUAGCAAGUCUAAAGCACGGCACGCCUGAAGCAUCCGGGGCUACGGUGUACGCAAUCACUACCCUAAGGUCAAGUUGUCGUCCAGAAAUUUUGCAGCGCUGCGAAUCACGCGGAUGAGAGAGGUUCCGUACAAUGCGUCCAUUCGCGCCUGUGUGGUAUGAAUCCAGAAACAGCUAUUCGGCAUCGUGGCUGCGGAGCAGUAGGAGCUCGCGGGUUCGACUCCCGGGUUCGUCGUCACAUUCCGAUGGUGCGGUUUGCAAGAACGCUCGUGCACCGUUUUUUGGCCACAUGAUAAGAAAUAAGUGUUCAAUAUUAAUAUUGGAAGUAUAUGGAAGUGUAAGCUGCGGAAGAGAAAAUACGAACACGUUAUCUACAACAUGAAAUUAAUACAAAAUUUAUCAGUGAUUGUUAAAUGUGACUUCUUUUUAUAGCUUUUCUCUUCCACGUUCGGGUAAGUAUACAAGCUAGUCGCACGUGGAAGCUACGCUGAUUUGACGCCUGUUCAAGAAACUGAAAGCGCAUAUCAAACGGCGCAGUAUGUAAAACACGUGCAGAGGCUCCGCCCACGUAGCUUUCUCUUCAUAGCUACAGAACGUUGUAUAGCGCUAAUCUCCAUACAGACCAUCUUCCUCGUCCAGGGGACCAACGUAUUCUUUCUUUAAGGAGCGUAGCGGGAACUGAAAGAUGUGAUUGGUUCACCCUUGCGCUAGCGUCACUUGGAGCGGGAAACGAUACACAUAGCACGGCACCGAUAUUAAUCGCACAGCGACCGGUUCUGUAGGCCACGCAUUCUCGCGCGUUCAUUUCCGACAUCUUUUCCAGCUGUCGCUUGGAGCGUAGCAUCAUUGUGAAGUUAUUUGCGGUUCACUUCAACAAUACGCUUUUUUGUUUUUUGUCAGAUGACGCGGACGUAUACGCGUAUAUCCGUCUUUCUUUCUUUCUUGUUUUUCUUUUACUUGUAAUGGAUUGCAAUAGCUGCGCCCUCUAUCACUCAGGCACUUUUACGAAAACAAAUGUGCCACUAUACGUAUGGAAUCGCCUGGGGAAGUCAGUCGAGCUCCUAACAAAGUUUCGCACAUAUUUUAACAGGUAUGUGCCAUUCGGGCUCCGUGUUUGACUCAGUAGGUGCUAACUUUAUAGUUUGCAGCACCUUUACAGUCGGCUAGUCCGUAUAGACCAGCUUUCUCGCUGAGUGCGGUGCGCUCUCCAAAGCAGUGGCUCUGUGCAAACGCACAUUCCUUCAUAAGAACCGCUUUACGAAGCAAGGUCGCCCUUAAUUGCCACACAUAAAUUAAUAGGAUGUGCACUUUCCUUGCAGUUGGGUCAUGGCUGAAAAAAAGUGCACGUUCAGUGACUGUGGUUUGACCACCGCCUUUUCCAGCAUUCCUUGUACGAGAACUGGGAAGUUUGCUACAAAUGGAUAAGCUAAAGUGGCUAAAAGGAGGAGCGAAGUUCAGUUUUUCUUUUACCAUUUCCUCCCUCAUUUAGAGCGAUGUCUUACUCUGACUACACUCUACAAUACGUUUUCAAACAAUUUGUGACACCCAUAUGCACACGACGGCACCAAUACAAUGUAGAUUCGACGACUUCGUCCGAAGCUACGCUAACAUUCCAAAUGCUGAACCCGCUAUGGCACCAAGUUGUUCCUAGCACGAUAGAAGUGCCGUUAUUUUCACUUUUAAAUGCACUCGUCUUGCUUCGUCGCAGAGAUGUAUUGCACUGUUGCUGUAAAGGUUUAUUUCUGAACAAACGUAUGUCGCAGAAGAAAAGAAGCUCCUGCUUGUGGGCUUGCCAUCUAGUCAAACACUAAAGGACGUUGCCAUCCCUGGCCCGCUAAGACCAGGGUUGUUGACUUGCAUGCCGAAACGAGCUGAUGCAAUCUUUAACCUUGACCACAGAAAUGAUACAAAGCAGCCUCUAAAGAUCCAAUUCAAUUUCAACUCGAUUCAAUUUAUUUAUUACGGGUGGUAUGAAGUAUAUAUCGAAGGCAGGAAAGGGCAGCGAAGAGCAAAGUCUUGUAUGCAUAUAUAAAUUGGUGUAAAUACACAAACAGUAGGACAUAACUAUAUGGAAAUGCCAAAUCAAGCUUACACGUACUGUGCAAGGAAUCGCGAAACUCUUCAUUUAGAUUAACUAAUGGCAGAACAUUUCUUAAGGGCAGUGGAUAAUAACCCACUGAUUGAAUCCAAUGAACUUAUUCUCGCAUAUCUGACUGACUAUCCAUGCACGUCGUCGCCUCUCUCCGCUAAGGUGGCGUCCAUUACUUUGCUUCCUUUGGGUAUGAACCUGUGCAGACACCGAAAAGGCGUGACAUUUCGGAAUUGCCUCAAAUCGCGUGUUCAGCGCAAGUAAAGCUACAUAAGACUUGAUUAUGGCCUUGUAGUCGCAACCAUACAUGAGGUCAAAAGCAAAAAAAAAGAAAGAAAAUGUCUUCGUAUUAGUUUCGGUCGUUCAUCAUCGUUUCUUUACGUCACUCCCGGUUGGUCGCUUCGGAGCGAUGCAGCAGCGUCAUAAUAAAAGUCGUGUAAUAAGGAACUCGUCGUCACCAUGAGCAGCAGCAGCAGCAGCCUAUUUCACGUGCACUGCAGGACGACGAAUGCUCCUUAGCAAUCUCCAAUUAUUCCUGCCUCGCUACUAGCUAGCUAGCUCCUCCCUCACCCAGCAAAUUUCCUCAUUUCGACGCGCCACCUAGUUCUCUGCCGUCCUCGACUAUACACUUUCCUUUCAUUGGCCGCCACUGUCUAACUCUUGUGGAUCACCGAUUGUUGUCUGUCUACACGUUGCCCGACCUCUUCAACUACGUUUCUUCCUCUUAACCUCAAUUAGAAUAUCAGGUACCCCCGUCUUCUCUUUAAUCCACACCGCUGUCUGUCUCAACGCUACGCUUAUCAUUUUGCGUUCCAUAUCACUUGUCGCGCGGCCCUUACCUUCUCCUCGAGUUCCUUUGUUGCCCUAUAAGCUACAGACCUUCGGGCUAUUAUAGCACUCGUACAAUAUUAGUCCUGGUCGACACCGGUUAGCACUGGUGUAAGGCAGUAACUAUAAGCCAUCUGCUAUAUCUAUAUAAAGGAGCCUGAUUCAUAACUUUUAGACCAUUAGGUAUAAGGAUUCUCAGAACACAUCUUCAAUGAUGCCUUUCAAUACUUCUUUAGUAUAUAUAGCCGGAGCGCUAUAAGACGAUCAGUCGAAGGCACUGUUAGUGAUCAUCUUCUGCUGGACUUAGGUGACAAAAAGCAGGCAGCGCAUGUGUCACAUCCGCGAGCUUAACGCCGCCGUAAUGCGUGCGGGACGUUGUUGUUGCUUUCUGACAACUUUCGUAAACAAGGUUGGGGACUUCGACGAAGCCACUUGGCAUGGUGACGCUGUAUUGCUUCUAGCUCUAAAAGCAAGCAAAUGAACAGAAGCGAAUGCACUGUAAGCACUUAAGGCGCCACGAACGCUGGAGUUUUAUUACCAUGGCGGCACAGAUACGUUCACAAGGCAGGGAACAAAACGCCGAACAUGGUGCAGUAACGUCACUCCAACACGUGCUCACGACGUGGGACUCAACGACGUGAAAGUUCCUCAAGCGUUGCCAACGUUUUUUUUUUUUUUUAGCCGUUUGAGAUAAAUAAUCUCUAUCGUUUACAGCUUUUAUGACAUAUGUCUUUGUUGUUCGUUUACUUGCAAAACGGUGAACACCAUUUGUUUUAUUUUAUCGUUUCUUUGGUUUUCUCAAUGCGGACAUUGACCGUAUCGGUAAACGAGCUGUUUGAUAGAAUAGUUUCUGUUGAUGCGCUUUAGCGAACACUCAUCUAAUUCAGUUCAUCCACUGAGAUCGCCCUUCAUCAUAGUUGAAUUCAUCACGUUUUGUUACUGUUUAAAUAAAGAGACACACAACUGGGA